Messenger RNA from Danio aesculapii, 3698 nucleotides. RefSeq names its product minichromosome maintenance 9 homologous recombination repair factor (gene mcm9). Gene Ontology annotation, biological process: double-strand break repair via homologous recombination. Gene Ontology annotation, molecular function: ATP hydrolysis activity; single-stranded DNA helicase activity; single-stranded DNA binding. Gene Ontology annotation, cellular component: MCM complex; nucleus. The record is from RefSeq and is a predicted model, not a curated record. Lineage: Eukaryota; Metazoa; Chordata; Actinopteri; Cypriniformes; Danionidae.
ACAGGAAAAGGAGGAAACUCACAUGUUGAUGUUACUAAUGUAGAUAAAUAACUACUGCUCGUCCGAACAGAAGUCUUCAUGAACUCUUGGUGAUCGUCUUCAGAUGACCAUGAUGCUCAGUCCAGAUCAGGUGUCUUUGAUCGGACAGGUGUUUGAGUCGUAUGUGAUAGAGCACCACAAGAGCGACAUCCAGCAGAUCCUCAAGGAAAACUCUGAAGACCUUCACUAUCCUGUAGUCGUCAAUGCCAUGACAUUAUUCGAGGAAAACAUGGAGGUCGGGGAGUGUUUCAAUGCUUUCCCCAGUGAGGUGCUGCCAAUAUUCGACAACGCCCUACAGAGAGCUGCACAGGCCAUAUCUCAGUCCUCCUCUUCCUCACCGCAGGAUACUUUUAGGCUCAAACACAACAUGCAUGUUCGGAUUUCAGGUUUACCUGUGUGUCCCGAGCUGACAAGAGAUCAUAUUCCUAAAGCCAGAGACGUUGGCCACUUUCUGUCCGUCACGGGCACCGUCAUCCGCACCAGUGUGACCAAAGUACUGGAGUAUGAGAGAGACUACAUGUGCAAUAAGUGCAGACUCGUGUUCUCCGUGCAGGCUUCCUUUGAGCAGUUUUACACCUUCACUCCACCUGCCAGCUGCCCUAGUGAGGAGGGAUGUGGUUCUUUUAAAUUCACCUGCUUAUCUGGGAGUGAUGCCCCACCGGCCGCCUGCAAGGACUACCAGGAGAUCAAAAUUCAGGAGCAGGUACAGAAACUGUCAGUGGGCAGCAUUCCUCGAUCCAUGCUCAUCGUCCUGGAGGAUGAUCUUGUGGACAGCUGCAAAUCAGGAGAUGACAUCACAGUGUACGGAGUUGUGUGUCAGCGCUGGAAGCCGAUGUUUCAGGACUGCCGCUGUGAUGUGGAGAUCGUACUGAAAGCAAACUAUAUAGAGGUCAAUAAUGAGCAGUCCACUACAGCACUGGUGCUGGAAGACAUUCAGAAGGAGUUUGAGGAAUUCUGGGACAGUCACAAACAUGACCCCAUUGCCGGCAGGAAUGAAAUCUUGAUGAGUCUGUGCCCUCAGGUGUUCGGCAUGUACGUCGUCAAGCUGGCUGUUGCUAUGGUUUUGGCAGGUGGUGUGCAGAGAAUCGAUGCGUCUGGAACCAAGGUGAGAGGAGAGUCUCAUCUGUUGCUGGUGGGUGAUCCAGGCACUGGGAAGUCACAGUUUCUGAAGUACGCUGCUAAGAUUACACCGCGAUCUGUGCUCACAGCAGGAAUCGGAUCAACUAAUGCAGGUUUGACGGUGGCUGCUGUGAAGGACUCUGGAGAGUGGCAUCUGGAGGCUGGAGCUCUGGUUCUGUCUGAUGGAGGUCUGUGCUGCAUUGAUGAGUUCAACAGCAUCAAAGAGCAUGACCGCACCAGCAUCCAUGAGGCCAUGGAGCAGCAGACCAUCAGCGUGGCCAAAGCCGGAAUGGUGUGCAAAUUGGACACAAGAACCACCAUCCUAGCGGCUACUAACCCAAAGGGCCAGUAUGACCCUAAUGUGUCUGUGUCGGUGAACGUGGCUCUUGCCAGCCCCCUGCUGAGCCGCUUCGACCUUGUCCUGGUUCUGUUGGAUACAAAAAACCCAGACUGGGACAAAAUCAUCUCCUCCUUCAUCCUGCAGAAUAAAGGAGCUCCGAGCGAGUCUUUGUGUUUAUGGAGUAUGGAGAAGAUGAGGGCCUAUUUCUGCCUCAUCAAGACUCUUAAGCCUUGUAUAACACCGGAAGCAAACGCUAUCCUGAGCCGCUACUAUCAGCUGCAGAGACAGAGUGACAGUCGAAACGCUGCCCGAACAACCAUUCGCAUGCUGGAGAGUCUCAGCCGCCUCGCUGAGGCUCAUGCUAGGCUGAUGUUUAGAGAGACUGUAACAGUAGAGGAUGCUGUUGUUGUGGUCUCUGUAAUGGAGUGCUCCAUGCAGGGAGGCGCUCUGCUGGGAAAUGUGAAUGCUCUGCACACCUCUUUUCCUGAUGAGCCCUGUGAACAGUAUAAAACACAGUGUGAGAUUGUGCUGGAGAGGCUGGGACUCUUUGAUCUCCUACAGAGGGAACUACAGAGACUCUCAAGGCUGCAGAAUGGAAAACCAGAAUCCCCUAAAAGUCCUCAAUCACACAGUGAACACACAAAUGAAAACACAACCAGUACGAAUCACAGUAACCAAGAACUCGGCCUGAACUGGUUCCACUCAUUAUCCAGCUCAUCCAACACCACCUCCAACAAUCCUCCAUCACCAGUCAUUACCUCAACACAGAACGCCACCACACCACCCGAUAUGACGAGCAAAAACCAACACCAGCAGGCUUCAGUGUGGGCGAAAAGUGCAGAUGCAUCCAUGGAAGAAGCUGUACAGGAAACAGUUUCCAAAAAGCUCAGAGGCAAACGACUGAAAGAGAUAAAAGAGACCCUCCUGCUGAGCAAAGAUGAUGAUUUGGAGGACAUCAUCGUCCACAGUACACCCAUGAAUCACUCCAAACGUAAAACCAUGCAAGACACUAACCAGGAGAGUGGAGAGGAUCUACACGGCAAAUUUACAAACUUCACUUUCAAGCCCAGAGAGAAAAUGAGUCACGAUAAUGCAAGUGCAAGUACAAGUGCUCCUGAAAAACAGAAGAAGAGGAGGAAUGAGACAGACUCUCAUCCUCCAGCAGAGGGCGGUAGAGCUAAUAAAACUCUCCGAAUGGAAACUCACAAAAACAAAACUCAUAGAGAAUCUGUAAAGGAUGCAAUGAAGCCUGAAGCUCCUAAAAAGCAGGGUGUCAAGAAAAACGAGUCAAGUUUACGUCCUCCAGCAGAUGGCAGUAGAGCUGAUAAAACUCUACGAAUGGAAACUCACAAUAAAAACAAAACACCUAUAGAAUCUGUAAGAGAUUCAAUCAAGCCUGAAGCUCCCAAAAAACAGGACGUCAAGAAAAACGAGCCAAUCUUACGUCCUCCAGCAGAGGGCAGUAGAGCUGAUAAAACUCUCCGAAUGGAAACUCAUAAUAAACCCAAAGAUGUUUCCUCACAGGUCUUGAAUGAUGAGAGUUCAGCUCAGAAACAGAUGUUUGAGGACAAAGAACAUCCACAACAGCUGCUGUCAAGACUGCAUGCUCUUUCUCCAGGUGAGAACGACGGCAGCUCUAAUAAACAGCCACCAAAGAUGGACCACCCAAAGGCUAAAGUUGCCAGCUCAACUCUGGCCAAACUUUCCAGGUUUUCUUUUACAGGCUCGUCUGAGGAGCAGGCUGAAGAUAAAACAGUACCGACUCCACCGGUGGCCGCAAACGGCGGUGUUGAUGUUGUGGCAACAGGUUCUGGAAAACAGGAGAACAUGAUAAAUAUGAGGAGAGAGAUCUCUGACAGACAGAAGGAUGAUGGAGAAUCCGCCGGAAGGAAGAGGAGAUGUUUUGAACUGGGCUCUGGAGGAUCUGCUGGACUCAUUAAAGGGUUUUCACUGUUCAGCUCGACUGUCUUAGAUGAUGAAGAUCUUGAUGAUGUCUGGAACUGGUAAAGCGAGAUGUUGUUGUUGUUGUGUGAUAGCAUUAUAUUUCUAUUUUUUAUGUUGUUGUUUUUUUUUGUUUGUUUUUUUUUAUUUACGUGAUAAUUUAAUUACCGCAAAACAAUAUAUCACAUAUAUUAGAUGAGAUCUGAUGCCACAGUCGCAGUGUAAAGAAGCUAUGUGCACUUUUUCUUUUUGUUUCAGU